This is a messenger RNA of Trametes versicolor FP-101664 SS1, 3378 nucleotides long. RefSeq lists its product as uncharacterized. The coding region runs from base 1 to 3378 and encodes 1125 amino acids. Gene Ontology annotation, molecular function: protein binding. Lineage: Eukaryota; Fungi; Basidiomycota; Agaricomycetes; Polyporales; Polyporaceae. The record is from RefSeq and is a predicted model, not a curated record. The transcript has 16 exons.
AUGUCUGAACUUGAGCAAAACAGCAACAACAAGCGUAAGGCGGACACAUCCGUGACUUCCGUGGCCGUGAAAGCCCCGCGGUACGCCCUGCGCAAGGACGCCAACGCUCAACGGCCCAAGGGGUCUGACCCGAACGCCGUCAAAGAGCCCUCCGCCGGGAAGCCGUCGACGCCCACCGACAAUGGACAACAGCGCGAAGCCUCAACGGUUGUAGUCACCGGUACCGAAGACCGCGGGCUCAUUGACAAGUCCCCGCCUGCGGACGCGAACAUACCCGCUACGACCACUGACACCACCCCGAACUCUGCCCCGACCGCGCCGACAACUCCGCGUCCCGCUGCCAAGAGCCUCUCCCUCCGCACCCCUCCUCCUACUCCGGCCGUUCACCCGCCGACGGGCAGUAGCGGAUCCUCUCAGACUGAGGUGAGCGACCGCGAAGUAGCGCGUUCGGGCACACUGCCUGCUUCGGACGGUGUGCGUGAGAGAGCAGACGGCGUAGGCCCUCGCACUCCACCGCCAACGCCGUCGAACCGCACGCGCCUUCCGUCUCCGGACUGGAUCUUGAGUCCUUCGCGUCAGCGCUACUCGCAAGCGCUCAUAACGCGUCUGCAAAACCUGCUGGACUUGUCGGACUCCGAGAACGGCCGCUACACCAUCGGCCGUCUGCCUCACAACCUGAAGUGGGGACAGACCUACGAGCAAGACGACAACCUCUACUGCCUCGACGGCAAACCGCUCCUGCUGUUGUUGGUCGGCGAAAUAGAGCAAACAUUUUUCAAGGACCGCGACGGCAACCUCAAGAAGUCCGUCACCGUGUACAUCCGUCCCAUCCGUGCGACGGAUGCCACCAACGCUGCCUCUCUGCUCGCCAGCCUCACCACUUACCGCGGCCCCAUAGAGAACGAGAACAAGUACCUCGGAUCGAUCGGCGCGAGCCGCAGCCAAACGCGGCGCGGACCGAAUGCGGCUGAAAGAAUGGUCAAGAAGUUCACUCAUGCGUACGACGCCUCUGGGGGCUACGGGUCGAAGAAGAAGAUGGCUGCCUUGGAUUGCGAUACCCUCGGGUACAAAGACGUCGUGAUCAUGGAAACUAACAUCGCGCGCUUCCGCUGUGACCCUGCUACGGGUAAGGCGGUCUACGGAGUACGCAACUGGACGACGUGGCGUGCUUCAUUCAACCUGCUCAGCGUCUGCAGACUCUCCCAGGCUCCAAUGACCUCCCGUGAACCCUGUAUCCCGAUUCUCGCAAUUAAACCUUAUCCCGCAAUGCUUGAAGCGCGUAAACGGUACACGAAAGCCACCAAGGGCACCGCAUUAUUGCCAGAGAGCCAGGCACAUGGCAUGUCACUGAACAAAUACGAACUCGGGCACCUCGCCUUCUGCUCCUCGGCCCCUGCUCUUCUCCACAUACAACCACUGCACCGAAGAUGGCGACUACCGACUGUCACAGCGUAUCGAUUCCCGAAGUGGGGGUCUGCGCAUGUGUAUUCGAUCGCCCUUCAGCACUUCGCUAUCGACGAGGGAUUCGACGUUCCGCUGUUCGAUAAUGUCUUCACAGUCAUCACCGAAGUCUCCAGCGAGCGUGUCGACGUGCAAGGGAGUGUGUUCGACGUGUUCUACGUCACAAAGACGAGCACGGGUGGGCCGAACGAAGCCCUGCUUCGCACGCCGCAGGGUCCCGCCUGGAAAGGGGAGUUGAUCGUCCUGCGCCGUGCCAAGAUCCAUAACGGGUACGUCAAUUUGCGCCGAGGCGAUCGCGCCGUUGCCGCAAAGGCUGUCUUCGGCGAAUCUCAACGCCGAGUUAACACCAUUAACUCCGACCCGGGCCCGACCGCUGUCACCGGCGUUGUAGUCUCCGGCGAACCCUGCCGGCGGCGCUAUGCUCCAAACCGGAGACCGAGAUCCCCAGACAGAUGUGAGGGCGAGGGCGACGUCGCUGGACGGGCGGGGUACGAGAGUAUGUAUCUUAAAGCAUUCAACUAUUCAACUGCUAACCGCGGGUCAGACCUCGCCAUUCUGUGUGAGGAUGACGAGCCCGUUGUCAUCAACAUCUAUGGCGCGAUACAUCGUACGAGCCUUUGUGGGUUCCGCUUUGGGGAAGACCCGCCCACCGUGCAAGUGAAGUUGUGGUCAAUAGCCGACGGCAAACAUACCCCCUUCCUCCUACCGAAGUGCAACCCCAACAAUCCCUGUAUUGAGGCGUCUGUCAUGUAUCCGCAACCGAAAGAUCCAAGGGAGGAGGAAACCAAGGUGAGCAUUACGAUGCUGCGUGAGGAAGUAACCAACGCCAUUAUCUUCAGACUUCCAGACAAGGCCAUGGACGUCAUAGUCCGUAAACUGAGCGUCGUUAGCCUCCUGGCUCUGCGGUGCACGAACAAACGGCUAUACUCCUCAGUGACUGCUGAACUGCAACGCGCGAGGGACCUACUACUCGCGCCCUACGUCGACGACACCAUCUCAAUGUGGGGCUUGCUCGAAGAAUACAACGCUGUCGUUGGCGGGAUGGCGGCCCUCGCGUUCUUCCUCCGCGACGAUGACCUUCUCCCAGCUACUCUGGAUGUCUAUGUCAGCGACAACUACGCUCCAGGGAUUGAUUGGGUUCACGGGCACCUUGAGGAACUCGACCUACACUGCGUGGAGGAAAGCGAGGUGUGGGAGGAGCUGCCAGCCGGCGUCGUGAAAUCCUGCGUAUACAGCACCACCAGCGAGCACCUGAUCCGUUUCCUUUGGACGGAAUGGAUGGAGAGCGUUCUGCUCCCUGCAGCGAGUAGCCCGACCACCGCUCUCGCCAACUUCGUCGGGGCGCACGUCUUCGGGUGUGGAUACCCUGAGCAAACCCUACGCCGACACGGGUACACGCGAGGACGCUCGGAGCUCAGCGCUUUUGACAAAGCAUACACGGACUACCUGAAGACCACGGCGGCGUUCACGUACGACGCCUUCACAGACACGGAGAUGGCCGAUGCGGAAGAAGAAGGACGAACCACCUACCGCUGCGCUGCAGUUGCGAACAGCUGUCCAGCGCAAGGCCGCUAUUUCGGGGACAAAGGGUCGAUACUACAGCUCUUCGACCCACUGAACAUUGUUGAAGACCUUCAGGCGCAACAUCAAGUCCCCUAUGGAGUGACCGCAGUGUGGCGGUUCUGCAACGAAGACGAUAGUUGCGACGGCUCAUGCGCUACAUCAGACAGCAUACUACCACAAGGCGUAACGGCGAUCUCGACGGUGCUAGUGGGGCGGUUUACGUUCCGCGCAGCAUUCAUUGGCUGGAGGCACAAGCCUCAACGCUUUCCUCGCCUCCUGAAGGUCUCCGACGUCAACGGUGGGGGCUGGAAGAGCCGUAGGCGACAUCGUCAACUGUACGGGCGCGGUUUGUGA